Molecule: messenger RNA, 2571 nt
Organism: Octopus sinensis (East Asian common octopus)
Lineage: Eukaryota; Metazoa; Mollusca; Cephalopoda; Octopoda; Octopodidae
Product: differentially expressed in FDCP 8 homolog
Exons: 14
Coding region: 203-1942 (579 amino acids)
Source: RefSeq, a predicted model, not a curated record
UCGUAGCAAUUUUCUUCCUGCUGUGGAUGUUUCUAUUUAAAGAAAACAAAAGCUGAUUUGAUAAACAUAUCGUUACUUAUAUAACGAAGGAAAUGUCCACUUUCGUCUAAAUUUUCAUUUCUUUUAUGUAUCUACUAUGUUAUAAUGUCGAAAUAUAUCGUGACACUUUCAAUUACCAUAUCGAUGUUGAUGCCUCAUCAGGAUGGAGUCUAUAUGGGAAGGAAGUGGUCUUCCUAUAAUGACAGAUAAUAUAUCAAUUUUGGAUAAAAAAGUAUCCAAUGUAGAAGAUACUUAUGUGGAGUCUGGUUUAGACUCUGCAAAAGAGACCGUUCAAAAUAAAGAAACUUUAAAUGAUAUCGAAAAGAGUGAACUCAGUGAUUGUAAAGUGUGUGUAACUUGUGAGGAUGAGGAUAAGCAGCAAGCAGAGUUACCACUUUCAGCAUCAGAUGAGAAACUACAGAACAAUGAUGUGUAUCAGACAGAAUGUAGAUCUGAAGGUGACAGUGGUAAUACAGCCUUAAAUCAAGAUAGGCAAAGCCCCGACGUGGGCAGUAAAGCUAUAAAGCCUCCAGCUAUGAAUGAAAGUAGCAACAGUGUACCUACUGGUGACAGAAACAAGCCUGUACGGCAACGAUUUAACCCUUUCAAUAAUGAAUUUAUCUUUGAAGAAGACCAUUUCUCUGAAGUAGAAUCAACAAGUUCUUCCGACAGUCAUGCGUGGUCAUUUAUUCAGGAUGUUGCGAUACCUUCCAGAGACAAUCUAGAAGUUUCUUUUGCUGAACUUGGAUUGGCAGAAGAUCAUUUUUCACAUCCAGAGGGACAUUUCGGACAAACCAGUGAAGAGGAAUUAAAUAUGGCCAUUGAAAACUGUAAAGAGUUGAUCCGACAGUGUGAUCCCUCAGAUCCAUUGAGUGCUAGCCGUCAACAGAAACUAGUACAGAAACUAAUUCAGUUGCGCAUGCACUACCAAGAGCUGAAGGAAGGACCUGUUGAAACUGACACCCAAAUCAAGGUUGUCAUGUCUCACAAAUUCAAAGUACGUGUCGGUGCCAAUAGUCAUCCAUGUGAGAAAUGUAAAGGUGUUAUUUGGGGGUUGAUAGGAAUCAAUACAUGGUACAAAUGUCAAGAAUGUGGGUAUCGAUGCCACCAAAAGUGCCUUAACUCUGUGACGAGGAUGUGUCCAAGUGCAAAGAUUGCCCAGGGUCAAAGCAUCAUCACUGAUAUUUGUCCUGAACGAGGCCUUAGUCUUCAGAAAUUUCGAUGUGUUGAUUGUCGUGAACCAAUUGAAUUUCAAAGUAACCAAGGCUGGUCUGAACCCCGACUUUGCGAUUAUUCUGGCCUUUACUAUUGUGAGCUGUGUCACUGGGGUGAUGAGAUGGUCAUUCCUGCCAGAGUUGUCUCCAACUGGGACUUUGAACCACAGAAAGUAAGCCGUGCCAGUCGACAAUUCUUGAAAUUAAUGUUGAAAAAGCCUGUCUUAGAUCUUGAAAAACACAGUCCACUUAUUUUUAAUAUGUCAGAAGAAUUACGUCAAAUACUUAAACUUCGAAAAGACAUCCUUAUUAUGAAACAAUAUUUUAUCCGUUGCCAAUUUGCCCGUGAAGAUAAGUUGUUGUUAUUGCUGCAGAAACGACAACAUUUUGUCGAAAAUUCCAAUAUGUUUUCAUUACAAGACCUCAUAGAUGCUGAUUCUCAAAUAUUGCUGCCUGAACUAACAGAAAUUGUAAAUAGUUUUUUGAAACACAUAAAGAAAGCCUGCCAGCUAUGUCGUGCAAAAGGAUAUACCUGUGAAAUCUGUCACAGCAGUGAGGUUCUCUUCCCAUUUGACAUAUACACAAAGUCUUGUGAAACUUGCUCUCAAGUCUUCCACAGGAAAUGCUUUACAAAACUUGAAAGCUGUCCACGGUGUGAUCGCAGAGCUCACCGACAAACAUUCACUUAAUGCUGCUUUGCUAUUGAAUAGGGCAAUUAAAUGGCUUAUACAUACGUGAAUGUAUACGCAUAGAUGAAACACACAUGCACAAAUAUUCACCCCCUUCUUCCACACACACACACACCUGCACGUGUGAAUGUAUGUAUGUAUGUGUGUGUGUAUAUAGAUAUAUAUAUGUGCGGGUAUGUGUACAUUCAUACAUAUAGAUAUGCUGGGUAUAUUAUGUAACUACCCCAUCCAUAUUGUUUGCAUAUACUUAAAGUGAAAAUGCUGACUGAGUAAGUUGACAGGUGUUAAAUGGUUAUGCAGAUUUGUAGCAAAUAAAAAUUAAAAAAAAAAAGGAAAAAGCAUUAUGUGAUGAAAGUCUGAGUCUUGAGUGUCACAUCAUAUCUAUUUUCUAUUUUACUAAAUAGAAAAGCCAAAAAAAAGACUAAAUAUCAAAAUGUGAUCUAUGUAACUAAAAAUGGCCAAAAGGAUGAAGGCUGUUAGAAGAGAACUGUUAUUUCUGCUAUGAAUGGUUACUGGCUGUGGACUAAAUAAUGGUUGCUUUCCAGAAUCUUGCUUGAUUCAUGUAAUUAUUUUAUAGAAGUUAAUUGAAUGGUUAUAAAAAAGAAGAAAAAAAAAAGAAAAAAAACAAA